CUGGUCGAACUCGGUCGUCACCAUCACCAUCAAAAUUAACUUCGUUAUCAUUAUCAUCACAAAAAUUAACUUCGGUGUUGUCGUUACUACCAAAAUUAACUUCGUCAUCAUCAUCACUGCUAUCGCCACCAUCAAAAUUAACUUCGAUGUCACCGUUAUCGCCAUUACAAAAUACAGUGUUACAAGGAUCCGAUUAUUUUAUAUUAAUAUUAGUGUUCCGGAGAUAG
Messenger RNA from Ambispora gerdemannii, 227 nucleotides. The record is from the annotation of a GenBank genome assembly. Lineage: Eukaryota; Fungi; Glomeromycota; Glomeromycetes; Archaeosporales; Ambisporaceae.